This is a messenger RNA of Dacryopinax primogenitus, 417 nucleotides long. RefSeq lists its product as uncharacterized. The record is from RefSeq and is a predicted model, not a curated record. Lineage: Eukaryota; Fungi; Basidiomycota; Dacrymycetes; Dacrymycetales; Dacrymycetaceae. The transcript has 3 exons. Bases 1 to 417 code for a protein of 138 amino acids.
AUGUUCCGCCCCGCCGCCUCUAUUGCUGGUCUCAUCACCCCAAGCCCAUACACGCAAUUUGCGAGGGCAGCUUAUUGUCACGGCACCAAUACCUGGAGCUGCGAGGAAGCGUGUGCAGCGAACAGCGAUUUUAGGGUAUACGUGACAGGAGGUGACGACAGCGAUACACCAGACUUCUUUGUUGGUUAUUGGCCCACCGGUAAUGCUGCCAUUGUGGCUCAUGAGGGUACGGAUCCUUUACAAUUAUUAAGCCUGAACAGCGCCAUUCAGGCACACACCGGUUUUCUUGGCGCUCACUCUCGGAGUGCGGGGGUAGUACUUUCCGCUGUGCAGAAAGUCAUCAGCGAGCAUAAUGUGACCGAGGUCAUCACUGUCGGCCACUCCCUGGGGAUGCUACAUACCAUUGCUGGUUGUUGA